GGCCCAUGACGUGAAGUUCGGUGUCGGCCGCUUACACUAUGAAGCGGCAGCUUCUUAUAUUCCUGUUGACUUUGGCGUUAGCCUCUGCGUCAAGCGUGAUAGUGAGAACGUUCAGUGAUAACGAAGUUGAACGUUUCAAUCAUUUGGUUGUCGAUAAAAAUACCGGCCGAGUUUACAUAGGAGCUGUCAAUCGUCUGUACCAACUUUCCCCCGCUUUGGAUUUGGUAAUCGCCGAAAAGACUGGUCCCGAAUAUGACGCGUUUGAGUGUUCAGCGUCAGAAUGUUCGGCCGGCGUCCAGAAAAAAUUGACCGAUAAUGUGAACAAAGCUCUUGUUAUCGAUUAUACCACGACGAGAUUGAUAGCAUGCGGAAGUCUGUUCCAGGGUAUCUGUUCGGUCAGAAAUUUGCAUAACAUUUCGGAUGGUACUCAAGAAGUGCGAGAAGCUGUUGUAGCUAAUAAUGCAACGGCUUCGACGGUAGCAUUUAUUGCCCCAGGGCCACCCAACCCUCCAGUCACGCAGGUCAUGUAUGUGGGGGUGACUUACACAGUACCUGAGGGUUUCGGAACGUCCGGAUCUUCUUAUCGUUCCGAAAUCCCAGCGGUUAGCAGUAGGUCAUUGGAUAAGGAUAAGAUGUUUCAAAUCGCACAAAUGGCUGUAACCACUGGAACGCGAAUGUUUGUAAAUUCAUUAGCUCGCGAACGGUACCUCAUUAAUUACGUUUACGGUUUUAGUUCGGAAGGUUUUAGUUAUUUCUUGACCACUCAAAUGAAACACAGUAUUUCGAGCCAGUAUGUUAGUAAAUUGGUGCGGGUUUGUCAGGACGAUGAAAAUUAUUACUCGUAUACCGAAAUACCGAUCGAUUGUACCAGUGACCUGCAAGGGGGUAGGAAUUAUAACUUAGUGCAAGCCGCAUACGUUGCCAAACCAGGUUCGGACUUAGCCAGUGAUCUUGGCAUCACUGCCCAAGAUGACGUUUUGUAUGCUGUAUUUAGUGAAAGUGAUCCUAGUCAUUCCAAUCAACCCUCUGACCUUUCUGCUCUGUGCGUCUACUCACUCAAAGCCAUUCGAAGAAAGUUUAUGCAAAACAUACGAAAUUGUUUCAAUGGUUCUGGACAACGGGGCCUCGAUUUCAUCUCCACCAGUUACGCCUGUGUACCUACGAAGCUGCAAACCAUCGGGGAAGACUUCUGUGGCCUGGACGUGAACACCCCUUUGGGAGGCGAGCAGCCCGUCUCUGCCGUACCUGUACUUCUAUUUACUACCCGAUUAACAGCUGUUGCAGCUACUUCUACUGGCGAUUUCACAGUUGUCUUUAUAGGAACACGCAUGGGACAUCUUAAAAAGGUUGUGGUAGAAGCGGGAGCUUCGGCUUUGGAAUAUGGAGAUAUUGUGGUUGAAGAAGGAUCUACUGUUAAUCCUGAUCUACAUUUUGAUCCUCAACAAAUGCACUUGUACGUCAUGACAGAACGAAAGGUGUCAAAAGUAAAAGUUCAAGAAUGCAGCGUGUACAAAACGUGCUGGGAGUGUUUGGGUGCAAAAGAUCCUUACUGCGGUUGGUGUUCGUUAGAAAACAAAUGCAGUUUACGUUCGGAUUGUCAGGAUGCAGCAGAAGAUCCUCUUUAUUGGAUUAGUUACAAAAGUGGUAGGUGUACUACAAUAACAACAGUAACUCCAAAUCAACUGCAGAGAACAACAGCAAGGACGUUAGACCUUGUUAUCGACAACCUUCCAAGUUUGCCAGGGCAGUUUUUGUGUGCAUUUACCGCACUUGAUAAGACUUUAAUAACAAACGCAACGAGAAAAAACUACGGUGUAAAUUGUACUACUCCUAGAACCGAUCUAUUGCCUGCUAUUCCUCCUGGGCAACACCAUUUCACAGCUAAGUUAUCGGUCCGCAUGACUUCUGGGCCAGACUUUGUAGCCACAAAUUUUACAUUUUUCGAUUGCAACACUUAUAGCUCUUGUACUCAAUGUGUUUCAUCGUCGUUUCCGUGUGAUUGGUGUGUAGAUGGUCAUCGAUGUACUCACGAUACUGCCGAAAACUGCAGAAACGAUAUCUUAGUUACUGGAGUUAACAGAGUGGGUCCAAGUUACCGGUCAGGUCCAACUUUUUGCCCGACCAUAAACUCAACAGUUGGCGGUUCACCAGAAAUCCUAGUAGCUUCAGGUUUAAAGAAGUCAAUACGUGUCAAAGUUCAUAUAAUCGGUCAAUUUAUAGUUCAGACACGAUUCGUGUGCCAAUUUAAUAUCGAGGGCCGUGUCACUAGUGUAAAUGCCCAACUGUUAGGCGAUACUAUUUACUGCGAUAGUAUGGAUUUUAUUUACACUUCGAGAGCUCCCAACACAACUGCAACGUUUGCCGUCAUAUGGGGAGGUUCGAAGCCGCUAGACAAUCCUGACAACAUUCACGUUGUGAUUUAUCGGUGUAACGAUAUGGCUGAUAACUGUGGAAUGUGUCUUGCAUUAGACGAAAAAUAUGAAUGCGGUUGGUGCCAAAGUUCAGAAAGUUGUGAAGUGAAAGAACAGUGUGGAAGGGGUGCAGUGGUGUGGUUGAAUCGCAGCCAAACGUGCCCAAAUCCCGAAGUGAUCUCUUUUCGUCCUGAGUUAGGGCCUUGGGAAGGUGGCACAAAUAUCACCAUCGAAGGUAUUAAUUUAGGAAAGACUUUUUUGGACAUCUACAAAGGUAUAAACAUCGCCGGAAUUAGCUGCGAGCCUUAUAAACAUCUUUAUGUGGAAACGAAAAGGAUUGUUUGCAAAGUUGACGGCCCAGGAACAAAUGAACUUCGAGCAGGACCGGUAGUAGUAAGGGUGGAGAAAUACCGAGGAGAGUCAAAGACGCCUUACCAGUUUGUAAAUCCAGUGAUAACCGGUAUUUCCCCGAAAUAUGGACCAAAAUCUGGAGGCACAAGCCUGAAAAUCACCGGCGAAUAUAUGAACGCUGGAAGUAACAUACAAGCAUUUAUUAAUAAUUUACCAUGUGAAAUAGUUUCGACGGACCAGCAUCAAGCUCUCUGCAUUACUAGUGCGUCAGAACAACCAAUGUCUGGCAAACUUAGAAUGAUCUUUGAUAAAGGCGAUAGAGAAUAUGACAAAGAGCUUUUCCACUAUGUCGAAGAUCCUAUAAUAGAAUCUGCCGAAUCUGGAGUAGCAAGUCAAAUAAAAGUUCCUAAAGGCAUACCAGCUGGCGGUAUAAAAAUAACGGUUACUGGUAAAAAUUUAGUGUACAUUCAAAAACCGGAAAUGUACGUUUACUACGACCAGAAAAUGUUCUUAAGCACUUGCCAAGUUCUUAGCAACACAACCAUGAUUUGUCCUAGUCCUCAAAUUGAAGCAGAUAAUUCAAAAUUAGACGCAGAUAAUCCGCUAAAACUGGAAUACGGGUUCAGAAUGGACAAUGUUUCUGGUGUUCAAAAUCUGACCAUGCAAAGCCACUUUCCUCACUUUCUUCUUUAUCCCAAUCCAAUUUUUGAUCCUUUUGACAAGGAAGUAAAGUAUUACAAAUCAGAAUAUCUUAAUAUAAACGGGCAAAAUAUAGAUCGGGCUUGUCAGGAAUCUGACGUUGAAGUCAGAAUUGGCAGUAGUUAUUGCAACGUUACCUCCUUAUCCCGCCAGCAGUUGACUUGUCGUCCUCCAGAAACCCAGCCUCCACCUUUAGAAUCUGAUAAACAAGAAAACAGCGAAAAUUUACCACUAGUGAUAGUCACAGUGGGAGACACAUUAAAAUUUAAUAUUGGUCAUCUGUCCUACUCCUCUCCGCAGGGCAUGAACGGUUCAAUUUCAAAACCUAUAUUGAUUGUUGUUACCUUGAUAUGUAUCGUAAUAGUGGUCGUGUUUGUGUUUUUCUUGAUCGCUUAUAGAAGAAAAUCUACUGAAAGCAAUCGAGUUCUUAAAAACAUGCAAGAACAAAUGGAUAUAUUGGAGUUAAGGGUUGCCGCCGAAUGUAAAGAGGCGUUUGCCGAAUUGCAAACAGAAAUGACAGAUUUAACGGGAGAUCUAACGUCUGGUGGCAUUCCCUUCUUGGAUUACAGAACUUACGCUAUGAAAAUUCUCUUUCCAAAUGUUAACGAUCAUGCCGUGCUCCAGUGGGAUCGUCCCGAACUAAUUAGAAGGGAGAAAGGGUUGCGACUUUUUGGCCAACUUAUUAUGAACAAGACCUUUUUACUCUUGUUCAUUCGUACUCUAGAAAGUAACAAGUAUUUUUCGAUGAGAGACAGAGUAAAUGUGGCAUCUUUAAUCAUGGUAACUCUUCAAAGUAAAAUGGAGUACUGCACCGAUAUUCUUAAAACCCUUUUAGCCGAGCUAAUAGAAAAGUGUAUGGAGGGAAAGAGUCAUCCAAAAUUGCUUUUGAGACGAACAGAAAGUGUGGCAGAAAAAAUGCUCAGUGCUUGGUUUACAUUUCUUCUGUACAAAUUUCUAAGGGAAUGUGCAGGCGACCCUUUGUUUCUCCUUUUUCGGGCUGUAAAACAGCAGGUUGAUAAGGGACCUGUCGAUGCCAUUACCUCAGAAGCUAGAUAUUCUCUUAGUGAAGAAAAACUCAUCAGACAAUCGAUAGACUAUAAGCCAAUGACUGUAUAUGUUUCAAUUUCUCAACAAACGGUAUUUGUCGGAGGUUUAGAUUUAAAUACUGACAAUGUUCCUGUGAAGGUAUUAGAUUGUGACACUAUUAGUCAGGUGAAAGAAAAGGCUCUGGAUACCAUUUAUAGAGCAACCCCUUAUUCACAAAGGCCAAGAAAAGAGGACUUGGACUUAGAAUGGCGUACGGGAACGUCUGGAAGAUUGAUACUAUAUGACGAAGAUAGUACCACAAAAAUAGAAGGAGAAUGGAAAAAACGUAACACACUUCAACAUUACAGAGUGUCUGAUGGGGCUUGUUUGAACCUUGUGUCCAAACAGAGCUCAAUCUACAACCUCAGUAUAUUGUCUGAGAAGAACGACAAAUCUCACAAAUAUGAAACACUAAAUAUAAGUAAAUUUAGCUCUGCCAGUCCCCCUCUUAGCCGAGCCACGAGCCCACUGAAUCAUGACCAUGAUCAAAACUUGAAGGUGUGGCAUUUGGUAAAGCAUCAUGAUAAUGAAAACCAAAAAGAAGGCGAAAGAGGGAACAAAAUGGUGUCCGAAAUUUAUCUUACUAGACUCUUAGCGACCAAGGGCACAUUACAGAAAUUCGUAGACGAUUUAUUUGAAACGAUCUUUAGUAUUGCACAUCGAGGAUCUGCACUUCCAUUAGCUAUUAAGUACAUGUUUGAUUUUCUUGACGACCAAGCUUUGCAGCAUGGCAUAUCGGAUCCAGAAGUGGUACAUACUUGGAAAAGUAAUUCAUUACCCCUCAGGUUCUGGGUGAAUCUCAUUAAAAAUCCCAAUUUUGUAUUCGAUAUCCAUAAAUCCAACAUUGUAGACUCUUGUCUCUCUGUUGUUGCUCAAACUUUCAUGGAUUCUUGCUCCACGUCCGAUCAUAGAUUAGGCAAGGAUUCUCCUAGUUCAAAACUCCUUUAUGCUAAAGACAUUCCAGCUUAUAAAGAAUGGGUGGAACGAUACUAUGCCGACAUCAAGAUGAUGCCUGCUAUUUCUGACCAAGAUAUGAACGCUAUGCUUGCCGAAGAAUCAAGGCUUCAUACGACAGAAUUCAAUACGAACUGUGCUCUGCAAGAGCUGUACCAAUAUGCAGGUAAAUAUAAUGAACAAUUGAUGGUGACAUUAGAGGAGGACGAAUUUUCUCAAAGACAGCGCCUAGCCUACAAGUUAGAGCAGGUGCAUAACAUAAUGACGGCUGACGGACAGCCGUGAUACUGGCCUGACCUGACACGACCUUCUGCACCCCCUUUGUCGCCCACUACGUUGCGGCCGUCAGCGCCUCAGGAAUUCGCCUGCUGAUUGCCCGCCGACUUUCGCCCCCUUCUAUUUCUCUCUGUAUCUGUCUGUUUCUAUCUCUGUCCCUUACUCUAUCUGCAUCAUACAUAUCCAUAUACACCAGACUUCGUUUGUGUCGUCGGAUUGCUGUUAGUUGUUAGGUGUUGGAGUCAGUGCGUGAGCGUACCAAUGGACCAAGUGCCUCUGGUAGGAUCAAACGCAUCGGCAACUGCCUCCAUCAGUUCAGUGUUCCAAG
Messenger RNA from Agrilus planipennis (emerald ash borer), 6105 nucleotides. Its product is annotated as plexin-A2. The transcript has 18 exons. Gene Ontology annotation, molecular function: semaphorin receptor activity; protein binding. NCBI's taxonomy places the organism in Eukaryota, Metazoa, Arthropoda, Insecta, Coleoptera, Buprestidae. Gene Ontology annotation, cellular component: semaphorin receptor complex. Gene Ontology annotation, biological process: negative regulation of cell adhesion; regulation of cell migration; regulation of GTPase activity. Bases 39 to 5786 code for a protein of 1915 amino acids. The record is from RefSeq and is a predicted model, not a curated record.